Brassica rapa (field mustard) is the source of this 1324-nucleotide messenger RNA. RefSeq lists its product as uncharacterized. Lineage: Eukaryota; Viridiplantae; Streptophyta; Magnoliopsida; Brassicales; Brassicaceae. The record is from RefSeq and is a predicted model, not a curated record.
AACAAGAGAUCGCGACGGCAAGAUGGCUGACGUGACUAGGGCUCCACGCACGAAGGACUUUGGAUCUACAUCCAUCCAAUGUCCGAUGUUGUCAUCGACAAACUACACAGUUUGGUCGAUGAGGAUGAAGGUUCUACUACGUGUUCAUGAAGUGUGGGACACAAUCGAACCUGGUUCAGAUGAUCAAAAGAAGAACGAUGUUGCGAUAGCUCUUUUGUUUCAAUCUGUUCCCGAAACAUUGAUUCUCCAGGUGGGAGAACAAACCGCAUCAAAAGAGAUCUGGAACGCCAUCAAGUCGCGACACCUAGGAGCUGAUCGUGUAAGGGAGGCGAGACUUCAGACGUUGAUGGCGGAGUUUGACAGGUUGAAGAUGGAUGAUUCAGAUACGGUCGAUGACUUCGCGGGGAAGAUAUCGGGCCUAUCAUCCAAAGCAACCUCGUUGGGAGAAAACAUAGAAGAAUCCAAGAUGGUCAAGAAGUUCGAGAUGUCAGAUCUAGGUAAGCUAACGUACUACCUUGGCAUAGAGGUGAUUCAAGGAGCAGACGGAAUCAGAAUAAAGCAAGAGAGGUAUGCUCAAGGAAUCCUGUGUGACACAAAGAUGGAAGUGUGUAACACGACUCACGUAGGAGUGUGCAACACGACUCACGGAGGAGUGUGUGACACAAAGGUGGAAGCGUGUGACACAACGCACGUACCAAUGGAGUCAAGGUUCUCAAAGGAUGAAGAUGAACCAGAGAUAAAUCAGUUGGGUGUUGAGCAGAAGGCCGACAUCCUUCCCAGAGCUCAUGUACGCAAGAUGGCGGAUGUGACCAGAGUUAUCAUCGCAGUGAGCUUCAGCCACAAGACUCAUCGCAACUUAAGUGAAGAGGUCAUGAGAAGGUUAUACAAGAACUGGGCCGAUUCUAAGAAGAAGCGGUACGGAAGCAAGGAGAGCAUCCGGUCUAACCUUGAGAAAGAUGUGAAUUCAAUGGGUGGAUUCGCACACCAUGGUGUGGUGGAGGAUGAUUACUUGAUGAUUAAGUUCAAGCAAAUGAGGAGCUUAAUCGGAGUUCAAGAAAUUGAUCUCCCUAAUUCAAGUUGGAAUUAAGGGGGUGAAUGUUGGAUAAUUCCAAGCUUGUGGAAACUUAACAUAUUAUUAGAUGUUUAAUAUGUUAAGAUAAACACAAUAAGGAAACCUAGAAAUAGGAAAAGGAAGUUUCUAUUUAGGUUAGGUUUGUGUUUUCCAUAUCCCACAUGUUAAAGGGAAUUGUCUUUCAUAUAAAUAUAGGUCUAAUGGAGAGGUGUUCCAUAUGAUCUAAGUGAAACAUAUUGAGAGCUUUAGUUU